Molecule: messenger RNA, 153 nt
Organism: Caenorhabditis elegans
Lineage: Eukaryota; Metazoa; Nematoda; Chromadorea; Rhabditida; Rhabditidae
Gene: C41H7.9
Product: Movement protein
Exons: 1
Coding region: 1-153 (50 amino acids)
Source: RefSeq, marked reviewed
AUGGCACUCGACGACGAUGAGGUUGAGUACACUGAGUUGGCCGAUCUUUUCGGCGAUAUCGCCGAGCAGAGCAAUGUCGUUCGUCGACUCAGACUGCAGCGGCAGCAGCAGCGCGGACGUGGUGAGCAACGACAGGUGGAGGAGCGUCACUAA